Hibiscus syriacus is the source of this 1069-nucleotide messenger RNA. RefSeq names its product AP2/ERF and B3 domain-containing transcription factor At1g50680-like. The coding region runs from base 1 to 1041 and encodes 346 amino acids. Gene Ontology annotation, biological process: regulation of DNA-templated transcription. Gene Ontology annotation, molecular function: DNA binding; DNA-binding transcription factor activity. NCBI's taxonomy places the organism in Eukaryota, Viridiplantae, Streptophyta, Magnoliopsida, Malvales, Malvaceae. The record is from RefSeq and is a predicted model, not a curated record. The transcript has a single exon.
AUGGAAGAAGAGAUACUGAGUGGGAUUUCGAGCGGCGAAGCGAAACCGGAUUCAGAUGUUUCGGAUUCGAUCAGCACCACUCAUCAAGGUAACAAACGCAAAAGGUGUGGCAGUAAAGGCAAUUCGUCGCAAUUCAAAGGUGUUAUGCGACAGAGAAACGGACAAUGGGGUGCUCAAUUAUAUGCUAAUCAUACCCGAAUUUGGCUCGGGACUUUCAGGUCCGAAAUCGAUGCGGCAAUGGCCUACGAUAGCGCGUCGAUCAAGUUCCGCAACGGAGACACUCAUCGAAACUUUCCGUGGACCGAAAUUACGAUCGAGGAGCCGAAGUUUCUGAGCCAUUACAGUGCUGAAGCUGUCCUUAGCAUGAUAAGGGACGGUUCUUACCAAUACAAGUUCAUGGAAUAUAUCAAGGCUCGCUCUAGAGUUAAUGCCAAACCAGAGGUUGAUAUCAACUCAAUGGGGGUUCACAUCAAAGAAGGUCUAAUUUACAAACAAAUGUUCGGAAAAGAGCUGACACCGAGCGAUGUCGGUAAGCUUAACAGGCUCGUCGUCCCGAAAAAACACGCUGUCAAGUACUUUCCCCCGGUUUUGGGAGACGAAAAAGAGAACAACGACGGCGUCAUCGGCGACGGUAAAUCAAAUGAUGUCGAAUUGGUCUUCUAUGACAAAUUUAUGAGGCUAUGGAAGUUUCGUUAUUGCUAUUGGGCUAGCAGCCAAAGCUUCGUGUUCACCAGGGGUUGGAGCCGGUUUCUCAAGGAGAAGGAGUUGAAGGCCAACGAUGUGAUUUCGUUCUACCUAUGCGAGAGCCGAAAGGAGAACGAAGUCCGGAGAUUCUGUAUGAUCGAUGUGAACAAAUCGAGGAAACCCGACGCCACAUUCGUCGAGGCGAACAAUGUUUGUACCGUAAGAGAUGUCGAUUUGCGGCUCCGGUUGGGGCAGUCGGAUGGUGAGACACAAGAGCAAGGAUCAAAGGAAGCAACGAGGGUGAAACAAGAAGUUAAGAGUGAGGGAUUCAAACUCUUUGGCUUCCAUAUUAACUGAAGCUCAAUCCAUGCACUUUUUAAUAGGA